Messenger RNA from Ostreococcus lucimarinus CCE9901, 1211 nucleotides. RefSeq lists its product with no specific name. NCBI's taxonomy places the organism in Eukaryota, Viridiplantae, Chlorophyta, Mamiellophyceae, Mamiellales, Bathycoccaceae. Gene Ontology annotation, molecular function: glycosyltransferase activity. The transcript has a single exon. The record is from RefSeq and is a predicted model, not a curated record. The coding region runs from base 1 to 921 and encodes 306 amino acids.
AUGUCAAAGUUUCACCAGCUACCACUGAGGGCGUACGUGGACGUAAAAGUCGACCCGGUGAUUUUCACGCACGCUCUCAAUAAGAACCACACGUCGAAUCUGUUCGUGAUCGCUCCAGACGACAAACGCGGCGCAAAUCCCUUUCAUUUCGCGCAAUCUGCCAUGUUCUUUUUUCACAGCGCUCUCAGGACGCUAGAGAAUUCGGAUAGCUCUUCUGUCGUGAUAAUUUUUAGACAGCGGCCGCCCGCUCAAAGUUGGAUUGAUAGUUUGACUCAGCAGAUCUUUGGCGACGUCAGGGUCGUUUAUGGUGACGAGUUGACAUCGCCUAUUUGUGCCAGAAGAGUUGUCGUCGCUGGAACUAUGAUAGGUUUACUUCAAGGCCCAUAUGACGCUCAAUUAUUUCGAGACCGAGUGUAUGGCAAUCUCAAAAUCAACCCGAAACGAAUAAACAGAGCGGAUUUGCGAGUGACACUGAUUGAUAGAAAGAAGAGACGUGUCACUAACGUAGGCGAAUUACAAGAAAUAUUGGAUGAGCGUCGACUUUGGUACAAAACUGUUCGGCUCGAUACGCUUUCUUUCAAGGAGCAAGUGUCCCUCAUGUCAGAAACAGACUUGCUCAUUUCAUCGCAUGGCGCCGAUCUUACGAACGUUAUAUUCAUGCAACGAGAAAGCGCAGUCAUUGAGCUCUUUCCUUCGACGGUUUGGUACUAUGAGCUCUACGCAAAAAUCGCACGGAACGCCGGAUUGUUCCACACGUACGCUCUCGGCGAUCAAACGCACGCCGUUACGAAGACCAUUGCGGAGUGCUUUGAAAGUGCCUGUCUGACCGAACUGAAACGCGACUUUAUGAUACCGCCUGAACGUUUUCGUACUUCUCUCGAUCACGCGCUCAGUCUCCUUGGAGUCGCCAACGCAGUCUAGUAGAUUGAUCCGCUUCGAGUUGCGGCAUUAGACACGACGUUCAGUGGCGGUCCAAAAGUCCCAACGCGCGUUCGUGCAAUCAUCAAAGUACGAGAAGCACGGGUGAGGAGGAAACGUGAUCGAGGAAGCUAAGCCGCUGUAAGUACUAUUCGAUCCAACAAUACACGAUGCUUGAGAUAGAACAUAAAGCUCAGCAAAAGUAUCCAUAUUCCCUUUUCGCAUACUCCGCUUGAAGACGCUCCAACUUCUGUCGAUGUGAAAAACAUUGGUACUGUGCACAGUGCGCACGC